AUCCCCGGCGGUUCUCUCGCUGGUAUAGUUCCCCCAUCGAGUUGUUUCCCCAAACGUGCACCGAGGCUCGCCGAUUGUGCCAGCCCCAUCGGUAUCACUGACGAGUCUCCGUUAGUCUGGAGAGGGGAACCACAUGAGCGACAAAUAUAGAGCGAGACUACACUUUAUAAAUCAUGAUUCAAACGAGUCAAUCUCACUUGACACACCACGUGUUUUCAAUCGAUCACUAGUCACUCCAAGUGUCUCAUUUUCAGUUUCAACCGGAUUCAUUAAUCCUUCAAUUCACUGAACUCUCAUUCCAAUUCAAAAUCGUUAACUAUAUUUUACCUAUCAGCCAGUGUCAAGUGUCACCAUUGUUGUCUCUAUUUUUCACCCACUCCGAGACCCCAUCACCCAUUUUCCCGAUCGAUACAUUCUAGAGGAAAACCAUAAAUCACCCAGUCAAGCGUGAUUCCCGCGCCCGGAAAUUCCCAGAACGCAGGACCGUUUUGUGAUAAUCUCCCCCGAGUAUUUUUAAAUUGCAAGCGAAAUAGCGAAUAAAAGGGGGAGUUUAGCGUUUGGUGAUUUGAUGGCGAGUUCAAAGUGACACCAGUGAUUUAUAUUGAAUUACCAAAGUUAAUUGUUGACAAGUGUUACAACGAGGGAAUUCGAUGAUCAAUGGCUAUUGCCGUGGGAAAUCAUCAUAACGACGAGCUAAUUGCAUCGUGGAGUCUGUGGUAAUCGAGGCUAUGGAUCAACGAGACCCGGAUCGCAGCAAAGAAAGCUUCAUCGGUAAUAUACACCAUUGUUUGGGGACUCGCAGAGGCGUUUAACUGGAGUCGCGUCUAAAUAUACAUUAUCAGCGGACUCAAUGUUGAGCCACUGAACUCCGAGUGAAGCUGUAGACAUAGAUUCACUCAAGGAUUCCCUGGUUAAUAAACGAGAAUAAAGUUGGGCCUCAUGUUUACACCAGUACAAUAUCGACAAUAAUAAGAUAUUCACUAUCAGAGAGCAUUUAUAAUAACUGUUAAGGACAUUAUCGACAUAUUUUUUCUCGACUUACUGUGCCAAUAUUUUGAUAACCCCCCACAUCAAGAGGGAGGGGAAACGAAUGAAACCGUGCCUAUGCGACAGAAAUACCAAGCUUACUGAGUCAACUCAUCACAUGAAACACUCGAGGAAAAAAAUCGUCAAUAAAGAAUUACAAUAAAACGAAGUUGAGAGGUUUUUCCGGAGAAUUGCGAGAGGAAUUUUAUAGAUUUAAGUGGGAGGAGGAAAAUUAUUCAGUCUUUGGAUGCAGCAGACUGUAGAAAUGGGUAGGACAUCGUCAGAUUACGUCAAAGCCGUGGAAUGUGGUGUACCACCGACGCAGGUAGUGGAGACAAAAAUUUAUCGCCGAAGAUGGCUGAUCCUAUCUAUCUUCGUCCUCUACAGUGCGUGCAACGCCAUGCAGUGGAUUCAAUACAGCAUAAUUGGAAAUAUUAUACAAGUGUAUUACGGUGUAAAUUCAUUCGCCGUGGAUAUGACGAGCCUGAUCUACAUGAUAACGUACAUACCUUUUAUUUUUCCCGCCAGUUAUCUCCUCGACAAAUUUGGACUUAGAAAUGCGGCCUUGAUAGGCGCAACUGGCACUGCAUUAGGCUCAUGGAUUAAAGUAUUCAGUGUAUCGCCUGACAAGUUCUGGGUAACUUUUCUAGGACACACUAUAGUGGCGUUGAGUCAAACGUUUAUACUUUCUGUCCCAUCGAGAUUAGCAGCCGUUUGGUUCGGUCCCGAUCAGGUCAGCAGUGCUUGCAGCAUCGGAGUUUUUGGUAAUCAGCUGGGUGUUGCCAUUGGAUUCCUCUUCCCACCUAUGCUCGUACCGAAGACCUCCGCUGAACAUGGCCUACAAACAAUGUUCUAUAUCGUAGCCGGGGCAAGCUCCGUGAUCCUCGUGCUCAUCAUUUUAUUCUUCAAAGCCCAACCACCCCUGCCACCGAGUCCGGCCCAAGCGGUGCAAAGAGAAGCCGACAAGUCUGAAAACUUCUUCCAGUCCAUCAAGAGGCUCCUUCUCAACUCUGGUUAUCUGCUAUUACUCCUCAGUUACGGCGUCAAUGUCGGAAUAUUCUAUGGCAUCAGCACUCUUCUCAAUGAUCUUAUCUUGAAUCACUUUGAGAAUGCUGAGACGGAUGCCGGUCGAAUUGGGCUCUCGAUUGUCUGUGCAGGCAUGGCAGGAUCCGUUUUCUGUGGUGUUAUCCUUGAUAAAACUCACAAGUUCAAGGAAACAACUCUUGGAAUUUACAUAUGUUCGCUGUUGGGUUUCAUUGUAUUUACAUUCACUCUGGACUGUGGAUCAAUCAUCGUGGUGUACUGCACAGCAGCACUUCUAGGAUUCUUCAUGACGGGAUAUCUGCCCGUUGGCUUCGAGUUCGCCGCCGAAUUGACCUACCCGGAGCCAGAGGGGACCUCGGCUGGGCUCCUCAACGCCGUCACCCAAAUAUGUGGGAUAAUACUUACAACACUCUACCGAAUACUGAUCAACACCUGGGGCGACUUUUGGGCUAAUAUUGCAUUGUGUUGUAUGCUCGCUUUCGGUGCAUUCAUCACACUCGUCAUACCGAACGAUUUGAGACGACAGAAUGCCAAAUUUUAAUCUGCAACUGGCCUCCAGAGCCCACAUUUUGGAAAAUUAUUAUUAGGAAAAACUCGAAAUCGACAAUCUAGAAUUUAUUUUGAGAUGAGCGCUAUCGAAUUCCAUUUGGGGAAGGGGGAAUCGCGAAAUUUAACAAUUCAGUGAACAUUCCAUGGGAUUUCAAUAUUUUUUAGCAGGAAGAGGACGAGAAUUCUCGAUUUUAAUUGAAUUUUCAAUCAAAACAUGAAUGUCCAGAGCAUCCAACAAUAUUACGUCAGACUUUCUUUACACUUUUUAGACUCCCUCUCCGCCGUCAGUUACAAGACGUCACACACAUUGAAUUGAAUUUGAAAAACAAAAAUAAGAAGACAACUGAUUAUGUGAACAAUUGAAUAUUUACGCGAUGUUCUUUCAACAUUUCGUAAUUUAUUCAUUGUGUUCAUCACAGCAUUGAAAAAUUCCUCUUUGGGAAUCUUUGGGAUAGUUUUACAAAAUUGCAUUUGCAAUUUCAUCGAUUAAAAAAUAAAAAACCUAUGGUGUGACAUGAAGCGUCACAAACUACAGACCCCCCUCCGCCCCUAAUCGUGUGACGUAAUAUUUAACUGCCCCUUGAUUACCAAAUUAUGCUGGAUUUUAAUUAAAUUGAAAAUUCAAGGAUUUAUUCACCUGAAUUUUUCCGACUUCUUUUGAUUUACAUGAAAUAAUCGACUUCACAUUGACAGUUUUCAAUCAUUUUUUCAUCCAACUCUGAAUUUUCAAUGACGAAAUCCCUUUAAAUUUCCGAGAAAAUCUCCAAGAAAUUUACCGGGAAAAUUUUCGAAAAAUAUAUCGGAAGUUUCAGUCAGAAAUUUCUCAACGGUGUAACAGGCCUCCUCCAUUUACCUUUACAGUUAGUACAACGGUGUCAUAGUCAAUACUGUUUAGGAAAUAUUUAUAGAUAUUGCAUGCAUUUCCGAAGGCUUCGUGUUCUUCGCCCGAUUAUUUUUUGCCAAAUGCAUUCCUUAGAUAAUAGGAAAAAAACGAAUAAUGAUGUUGAAUAUGGUGAUUUGUGGAUCAAAUCAUCUAGUUUGUAAGGAUUGAUGAAUCGAUGGAUAUUUACAAUCAGACAAUAACGUGAGAAAAUGGAUAAUAAUGAGUGGGGACCAUUGAAUGGUGAAUAGGAUCCCGUUGUUAUUUAUUGCGCACUCAUAUCCAUAUUUUUUAUAUAGAACGUUUAAACCCCAUAGUGCGUUGAUAAUAAUUAAUUCACAUAAGGAGUAACAGAGAGUUACAAAUCAAUUAGUGACAAUAAUGACGAAUACCUACAUAUAUAAUAGGAGUGUUUAACGUGAUAUACACCCGUUAUUGAUAUUCCUCUAGUUCGAUGAAGAUAAGAAAAGUCUGAAGUCCAUUGUAUUCAGUUGUACAUAAUUUUUUUGUUCUCUUUUUUUAUGUAAUUCAUGCAAUGCGGUGAUUCACUUCAGUUGGAGAACUUUAAAUUUGAAAAUUUUGAGUAAUGAGCAGUAUUGUUAUCAACUGAACCCACAUUCGAUGUCAAUGUUCAUAAGGAAUGAGAUUGAGGCAUUUUUUGUUGCGCAUUAUUUCAGAAACAAUUUAUUGAUACAGGUACUAAAUUUAGUUGGAUAAUGCUGGAGAUUUCAGGGAGAAAGAGUAUAUUUAUCGAUGUUCAUGUAGUUUUAGGCAGAAUGCUUACUUCAUAGGAAUGUAUGUGACUGUUGUUUUCGUUAAUAAAUGAUGAGAGAAAAAUAA
Molecule: messenger RNA, 4339 nt
Organism: Diachasma alloeum
Lineage: Eukaryota; Metazoa; Arthropoda; Insecta; Hymenoptera; Braconidae
Exons: 9
Coding region: 1274-2611 (445 amino acids)
Biological process (GO): heme export; transmembrane transport
Cellular component (GO): membrane
Molecular function (GO): heme binding; heme transmembrane transporter activity
Source: RefSeq, a predicted model, not a curated record